Cantharellus anzutake is the source of this 1793-nucleotide messenger RNA. Its product is annotated as imidazole glycerol phosphate synthase HisHF. The coding region runs from base 1 to 1752 and encodes 583 amino acids. Gene Ontology annotation, biological process: L-histidine biosynthetic process. The record is from RefSeq and is a predicted model, not a curated record. NCBI's taxonomy places the organism in Eukaryota, Fungi, Basidiomycota, Agaricomycetes, Cantharellales, Hydnaceae. The transcript has 2 exons. Gene Ontology annotation, molecular function: imidazoleglycerol-phosphate synthase activity; oxo-acid-lyase activity.
AUGUCCCCAAGUGACGGCGGCACAAGACGCCUAUAUCUUUUAGACUAUGGCGCAGGAAACGUGCGAAGCUUGGCUAAUUCACUGACCGAGCUUGGUUAUACGUUCGAAUGGAUUAACUCGCCAGAGGACUUUCUUAAAGCCGAUAAACUUAUAUUUCCUGGUGUUGGUGCCUUCGAAACAGCCAUUGUCAACCUCGCUCAAAAGGGCCUUUUGGAGCCAUUGAGAGAAUACAUCAAAUCUGGAAAACCGUAUUUUGGGAUAUGUAUUGGAAUGCAGGUCUUGUUUGCCUCAUCGACCGAACCGCCAGCUAUGGGGGGAUUGGGCAUCAUCGACACACCAAUUGCCGAAUUUGACAAUGCUGGAAAACCCGUACCUCAUAUGGGCUGGAAUCAUGUCACCCUUCUCGCUGGGAAUGCUGAGGAUCGAAAGCUCGAGACCAAAGAGACAGGGAUGAGUGAGGCAAAGACGUAUUAUUUUGUCCACUCCUAUCGCGCUCCCUACGUCGCGACCCGGAAUGCCGAAUGGGCACAUACCACUUGCCAAUACGGCCGGGAGAUUUUCCUUGCCACCGUUAGACGAAGGAAUAUUUUUGCAUGCCAGUUCCACCCGGAAAAGUCAGGUCCAGCGGGUCUCAAGGUGCUUAAAUCUUGGUUGGAUGCUCCGAUCCACGCCAUCGAUGCGAUAUAUCCCGAAAGACCGAAACGUCUCAUCACCAUUCGUGAGAUGGAUGGUUUUACAAAACGGAUCAUUGCUUGUAUGGAUGUGCGAGCGAACGACAAUGGGGAUCUAGUGGUGACUAAAGGUGAUCAAUAUGAUGUUCGCGAAAAGGAAGAUGAAGAUUCAAGCAAUUCCACGGCGAUACCAUCAGCGACGGCAGCCCCGAGGGUACGACAGGUUCGCAAUCUCGGAAAACCAGUCGCACUUGCUAGAAGGUAUUACGAAGCGGAAGCCGACGAGAUAUGCCUUCUCAAUAUCACCUCCUUUCGAAACUCCCCACUUCAUGAUCAGCCGAUGCUGGACGUCGUGCGACAAGCUGCGUCUCACAUCUUCGUUCCCCUUACGAUCGGAGGUGGAAUCAAAGAUUCAGUAGAUCCAGAUGGUACACCUCGAUCCGCCGUUGAUGUCGCCGGUGCCUACUUCCGAGCUGGCGCUGACAAAGUAAGCAUUGGAAGCGAAGCAGUCUUAUCGGUUGAGAAAUUGCUCGCUUCACCCGAACAGAAGGGUGAUGGGACGAGUCCCAUUGAGACUAUCGGGAGGGUGUACGGCCGUCAGGCCAUCGUAGUGUCUGUUGAUCCUCGACGGGUGUACGUGGACCCGGGUUACUCUGGUCCUUAUGCGGACGAAGUUAUUUUGGGUUCGAAAGCGCUCAACGCACAACCCGGCGAACGCGAGAAAGCUUGGUGGUAUCAAUGCACCAUCAAAGGUGGUAGAGAAGACAGACCGCUCUCGGUCAAGCAGCUCGUUCAAGGCGCCGAAACUCUCGGCGCGGGGGAAAUUUUAGUGAAUAGCAUCGACAGAGAUGGAACGAACUCGGGGUAUGAUCUUGACUUGGUCAAUCUCGUUCGUUCUUCGGUGCGGAUACCGGUGGUGGCUAGCAGCGGUGCGGGUUCACCCCGACACUUUGUGGAUGUAUUUGAACGGACAGGUGUCGAAGCAGCGCUCGCGGCUGGGAUUUUCCAUAGGUUUGAAGUAGAAAUAAGUCAAGUGAAAACUGUCUGUCAAAAACGGGGUGUACUGGUACGCCGUGCAUGAAGCACACCAAAGAUCUUGAAUCCAUAUAUAUAUUCUACUAU